Messenger RNA from Momordica charantia (bitter melon), 543 nucleotides. NCBI's taxonomy places the organism in Eukaryota, Viridiplantae, Streptophyta, Magnoliopsida, Cucurbitales, Cucurbitaceae. The record is from RefSeq and is a predicted model, not a curated record.
UUAUGGUGUCUAUAAAUGGCAGCCCGUUGUAUUAUUCCGCGAGCCUUCAAUUGCCGCGUACAGGCGAUCCCUCUUUGUUCUAUUCGACUCGGGCCAAACCCUAGCAAGAUCUCAGCCAUGUCGUCCAAGCAAGGAGGGAAAGCAAAGCCUCUGAAGCAACCCAAGGUUGAUAAGAAGGAGUACGACGAGGUUGACAUGGCCAACAUUCAAAAGAAGAAGGAUGAGGAAAAGGCUCUCAGGGAGCUAAGAGCUAAGGCCCAACAGAAGGGGACCUUUGGAGGUGCUGGGCUCAAGAAGAGUGGGAAGAAAUGAGGGUUCCCACACAACAUAUGUAGAUUACUUGAGCUGAAAUUGCAGACAUCUGAUGUCGUUUUAAUCAAAUGAUUGUGUGACAUGUUAUCCUCUGCAUGAACCGAAUAAAAACGCUUUUCUACUCUCUCGUUAUGUUCUGUGUAAAAACCUAGAAGAAUAUUUGUGAUGGAAAUAUGUGAUGAUCCUUGUUUCUGGAAUGAUAUCAUAGAAGUUCAAUGCUUUUCAAGUUUA